ACAAACUUUUAAAAACUGCUCUUUAUGAAGCACAUAUAAGCUAAUUAUACGUAUUAUCCUAUUUAGUUGUCACAAGAACUCAGCUAUUGUAUUAUCUGCAUAUUUAUCUGCAGAUGAGAAAAUUGAAGUUCAGAGAAAUAAUGAGAUUUGCCUGAGCUUAACAACCUAGUAAGUGGCAGAUACAUAAUUAGAACAAACUUGGUCAGACCUCAAAAGCCAGUUCUUUAAUUUAGAUCACAUUUACUGACAAGGAAGAACAUGUAUACUAUAGUGCUAAAGGAAGAUGCAGUUCAUAGAACAGCUGCACAGUUUGAUUCAUUUUGUAAAAUAUACACAUUCCAUUAGAUAUUAGACAUGUAGAUUUACAUGGGGAAAAUUCUAGAAGAAUAUACAUGAAAAUGUUAAUAAAGGUUUCCUCAGGUAUUCAGAAAAUUUUUUUCUUUAUUCUUGUUUUUCUUACUUUUCUACAAUGAUUACAUUUAACCUGUAAAUGGAAAAACAAAUCUACAAAACCAAUGCCCUUUCGAAGUUGCAAACCAUAGCCUAUCACCUAUUUUACUCCAAACGCAGCAUCCAGUUGCUCCAUACAUUUUAAAUAUGGCAGAUCAUCCAUAUGUUUAUAUUCAACAAACACAUCGUGAGCACCUACUACAUUCUAGGUACUGUAAACAUGAAUGAUCUUACUUUGGUGUACUUAGAGUCUCCUUUCUGCUCCCACGUGUGGCACCAAGGGUACCCACCUCCUCACACGUUGAUCACAACUAUUUGCAUUUGGCUUUUGUGCCUCAUCUCUAAUUACCAAAUGCAAUUAAACCUCUAUUAAAGGAAUAUUUAGCAUUCUAAUACCAACCCAGGGCCUGGCUCAGGAACCUUAGGCUUUGGAGAAUCACAGUCAGAUGUCUCCUCAAUCGGCACCUCUGAAUGCCCUACUCCUAAAGGCAGAGUGUGCUGGUGUCAAGAGGAUUUUUAAGGCUGAUUUUCAAAAAGAGAGGGUCAGAUCUCAAAGCCUGGCCUCCACCAUCAAGGGCAAAUUCCUCACUCCUUCAAUGUUCCUUCUCCUGUCUUCCCCAUCUACCUUCCUCCCUUUGUUUCCAGAACUCUGGCUCCUAAUCCUCGCCCUCUCUUCUGCUGUUAAGACCAUUGGAUGUAGUGAUUUUAGAACCCAUCCUCACUGUAUCUCCUCUCAUUUAUCUCCUCCAGUCAUUUAUGUCUGAUUCAGCAAGAAAACACGUUGGAGCCUCCCAGCCCCGUUUCCACAGCCAGGACAGCCCUUCCCAAAGAGGAGGAAACCAGAGGCUCACCUGUCCCUGGAGACAAGGGAAGAGGACAGCAAAACUCUCCUCUCUGGUUCACUCAUUGUGAGGAAAGAUCAGUAAUGUGCUAACAAGAUUAGGAAGGGCUAAACCUGAAAACAGGACCAGCCAGCACUUUGUUGAAAGGCCAGAUUUUAAAAUGGCUUAAAAACAUUAAAAGUAAAAACAGAAUUUGGCAUCGUCACCAGAGAAAACCGAAUACCAUUUUCAGCAGGCCCAGUUACUAGCCCAGAGCCCAGCACUCACACCGCGGGCAUCACCGGGAUCAGGCAAGUCGGUCCCCGCCGCAGCGUGGGUUUGAGCGGACGGGACAGGAACCACGCUCGGACGUGCUGCCCCCUGGUGGCCGGGCGCCUGUUGGGGGCGAGCGCGCGGUGGGUCAGAGGCGUGGUACCUGCGCGGUGUCAUUUCCCACGCGCCUCUUGGGGAGGGUGCCACGCAGGGCCCAGAGGCCAGCGUGGGGGCUCCGCCUCUUCUCAGGGGAAGGGGGUCCGCCGGCGCUGGCGCCACAGUGCACGUCAGCCGACGCCACACUGGGGGCUGCUCGCGGAGUCCGAGGCAGCGCACCCCCGCUCCCAGCCGGGCGUCGACCCGCGCGCCCCCCCCCGGAAGGACCGCGCUCCAGGCGGGACAAAGCCGCGGGCGCCGUUGUUCGCUCAAGAAGGUCGCCUAGAGGACCCAGCCCGGCCCACCCACAGCCUCUGGCAAGCUAGACCAGUCAGGGGAGAGGCAGAAAAUGGAAGAGCCUCCGGAAGAGCCUCUGGCCGAAUCCUUGGCACCUGAAAGCCCGGUCAAGUCCCCAAAUGACAGCCACAUGGUGGGCCAGGAAGACAAUGGGCAGAACCAGGACGAAGAGGAGGCAGAUGAGCAGACUUAUCACAGAACAGCUGACAGGGCUAUCCAAAGAGGGUCCGUCCAGGUGGAUCCCAACCUGUCUGGCCAAGUCGACCGCAGAACAUCUGAAAAGACUCACCACCAAGCGUAUGAGCAAGCUACCAAACUAGCUGACUACCAGACUGCUGACCCGGCUGACAGCCAAGCUGAUCACCUUCCGCUUGACAAGGCACUCUACGGUGACUACGCACAGACUGACCACUUAGUGGAUGAAGGGGACGCACACACAGAAGACAACCUGCUUAACUAUGGCCUGCAUGACCAGUCUGAGUAUGAAAUAUUUCCCCAGUUUGGUGACAUCCAGGUCAAAGAGGCUGACCUCAAAGUGCAACCUUCUAAAUUGGAGGCUACCCAAGCAGACCUCAAGGAUUCCAAAGCUUCGAUUGAAACUGAUACUGAGAGAGCAGCUGAUCUGCAAGCAUUGAGAAUGUUUGAUGCCAGAAUCACCACUGAUUUCCAAGGACAAGACCAAGUCUAUUCCCACAGAUUCCCUGACAUCUCAACCAAAUUGGACUAUAUCACAAGUCAAGAAAACACCGAAGCCAUGGAAACCAAGCCUGAUGGUAUUUCAGUACACCAAGAAGGAAGGAGUUUUGAUGCAUAUGAUCAAACUUAUAGGAAUGGGUUUCCUCCUAUAGUAUAUGAAGAUCCUUAUCAAGUUGCACUACAUUACAUGGAGAAACACCGCAUUCUACAAAUAUUCCAGGUACAGGAAAUGAUAAAACACAGAGACAAAUAUGAAACCUACCAAGAAUGAAUCUCUCCUCA
This is a messenger RNA of Manis pentadactyla (Chinese pangolin), 2975 nucleotides long. It is a transcript of the gene TEX55, whose product is annotated as testis expressed 55. The record is from RefSeq and is a predicted model, not a curated record. Gene Ontology annotation, cellular component: nucleus. NCBI's taxonomy places the organism in Eukaryota, Metazoa, Chordata, Mammalia, Pholidota, Manidae. The transcript is spliced from 3 exons. The coding region runs from base 2050 to 2964 and encodes 304 amino acids.